CCUUUAUUUCAGGCUCGUGUUUCUUCCGGGGGUGUUUAAGCUCGUGCAGCAGUCAGAGUGUGGUGGCUGCUGUGUUUGUGUUGUACUGAUUAUUAUUUUCAUAUUGAUCCGUGAUGCAGUGCGGCUGGCCUCUAUUAGGUCCGCUGCAGUGGAUCCGUUACGUCAACAAACAGGUGACGGUGAAGGCGGGAAAAGACGAACAGCACCGCGGCUGGCUGCUCACCGUGGACCCGGUGUCCGCCAGUCUGGUCCUGGUGAACUUCAGGGAGGAGGGGGUGGGGGCGUCGGUGCAGGUGGUGAUGGGUCACGCUGUGGAGGAGGUGGCGGUCCUGCAGGAGGCUGAUGAGGAGACCACCCAGCGUCUCCAGACCUCCUUCCUCCCCCCAAGGACCCGCAAGCUGGACCCGGAGGAGCUGAGAAGGAGGAAGGGGGGCGUCCGGAGGUGGCUGGAGAAGAACCGGGUCCCGGUGGAGGAGGAGGGGGAUGAGCUGAGGGUGGCGGGGGUCCUGACCAUCACAGCCCCGUACAGACCUGAAGACUGCUGCAGCUCCAACCAGAUCAUCCUGGAUCGCAUUCAGAAACUGAUCCAGAGUCUGAUCCAGACUGUCCCUGAACACCUGAACACAAACCAGAGCUGAAAACUUUAUUUAAAACCUGACCAAUCAGAGCGCUGCGGCUGUGACUGACAGCUGGUCUGGAACCAGUUUGACUCUUUUUGUCCAAUAAAAAUCGCAGAAGCAGAAAAUGUCUUUUUGUUUGCUGCAGAUGUUUUGAUACGAUAUUUGAGUUUCAGUUCAAAUAACAAAUCAAUAAUUAUUUUGAUAAACAACUGAGAGGAAAUGUAGAAAUGAUUUGAAUCAGGAAGAAUCUGAUAUCUGAGGCUCGGCUCUCAGGACAGUUUGAAUCAGUUCAUCUUCCAGUUAUUCUCUCAAUUAAUCGAUUGAUCUUCACGUCUUCGCGUUUUGUUUUGUUUAAAACUCAAAGAUUCAAUUCACUGAAAUAAAACAGAAAAAUAGAAAAUCUGAGAUUUAAGAAGCAGAAACGUUUAACGAUGAAUCUGUUAUUCCAAAUAACUGCUGAGCUGAUUAAUCAGCUAAUUGUUCCCGUUCGGAGGUUUGAUUCCCGGCUACAGAUAAAGACUGAAUGUUUUAUAACAACAAGUAAAACUGAAGUCACGACGGCAGCGACGAGUGUGAUCUGUGAUCCAGGUGGUGGUUUGAGAAAAGUCUCGCCUGGAUUCAAACCUGCAACGUUACAGUUACAUGAUGUGUGUCUGAACCACUCGACCAGCGGGACGUUUAGCUUCUGUCAAACAUCUGAAAUGUUCCCUUUUCUCUCUCUGACUUCCUGUGAUUAAAAAAAAUAAAAGUUGA
This is a messenger RNA of Siniperca chuatsi (mandarin fish), 1373 nucleotides long. RefSeq names its product gem (nuclear organelle) associated protein 6 (gene gemin6). The transcript is spliced from 2 exons. NCBI's taxonomy places the organism in Eukaryota, Metazoa, Chordata, Actinopteri, Centrarchiformes, Sinipercidae. The record is from RefSeq and is a predicted model, not a curated record. Bases 114 to 638 code for a protein of 174 amino acids. Gene Ontology annotation, cellular component: nucleus; SMN complex. Gene Ontology annotation, biological process: spliceosomal snRNP assembly; spliceosomal complex assembly.